GAUCUCGAGCCUUUGCUCCUGAGCCGAAUCUGCGAUCGGGGUGCAGCGCUGCAGCCCGACAACCUCAUCAUCACCAGGACACCGUCCGGCUACGUGACACAGACUUAUGCGCAGCACGGCCGGCGUGCGAAGCAGCUGGGAUCUGCCCUGACAAAAUGGGGAGUGAAAUGUGAGGAUCGCGUGGCAACACUGAUGUGGAACACAGGUUGGCACUUCGAAUGCUACCAUGCCAUUGCUUGCAUCGGUGCAGUUCUGCACACUCUGAACCUUAGGCUGAAUCCUUCAGACCUGGAGUACAUCAUUUCUCAUGCCCAGGAUCGCGUCAUCAUUGUCGAUGCGGUCCUUUGCACAGUCUUGAAACAGGUCGACACCGCUGCAUUAGCCUCGGUCGAGCUCGUUGUCUUCGUGGGCGAGGACGGUGAGGCUGGUAAGUGGUCUCUGCCCCCAGAGAUAGACGCGAAAAAGGCCAUCGACUAUGAUGCCUUCCUCGCGUCUGGCGAUCAGGACUUUCAGUGGCCCUUGGUGCCGGAAACCUCGACCAUGGGCUUGUGUUACACCUCGGGCACGACUGGAAGACCGAAAGGAGUUGGUUACUCACAGCGCUCGACGUACUUGCACACGCUCAUGUCCAAUGGUGUGGAUCAGCUUGGCAUCUCCGGGCGCAGUGUCGUGCUCCCGUUCGUUCCUAUGUUCCACGUUCUCAGUUGGGGGGUGCCCUUCAACAUCCUCAUGAUGGGCUGCCGUGCUGUGUUCCCUUCCCACUUUACGGAUGCAGGGUCCCUUCUUCAGAUGUUCGGAGACUGGAAGGUGCAGCUUUCGUGCGGCGUCCCGACUGUCUGGCAGGGAGUUCGAGCACAGAUCGAGAAAGAAGGAGUCGCGAAAUGGAAGCCGGUGUUGGCUUUGCAGCGCCUCGUCUGUGGAGGCUCGGCCCCUGCCCCGGAGAUGAUGCGUUGGUACUUGGACGAGCUGGGCGUGGAGUUCAUCCAGGUGUGGGGAAUGACGGAGACGAAUCCACUUGGCUCGAUGUCAGUUCGUCUCGGCAAGUUCUCGGAUUUGGCGAAAAGUGUCGACGAAACUUUCAAGAACGUCCUCAAGGCUGGCUUGCCGAAUCCAGGAGUGGAGGUUCGCGUCGCACAGUUUGACGAUCUCAGCCGCGAUGCACCCUGUGGUCAAACUGGUGAGUUGCUGGUGCGUGGGCCAUGGGUCAUCCAGGAGUACUUCCAGGUAGAUGCUUCCGACAAGUUCUUCCAGGGCUGGCUGAUAACCGGCGACGUGGCAAAGAUCGACGAAGAAGGCUUCAUCAUCAUCAGCGACCGGUCGAAGGAUGUCAUCAAAUCAGGUGGCGAGUGGAUCUCUUCCAUCGACAUGGAGAAUUCACUCACCAGCUUGCCCGGGGUGAGUGUGGCGGCCGUCGUCGGCGUCCCGCAUCCGCGCUGGGAUGAGAGGCCUGUGGCUGUGGUGACUUUGCAUCCGGGCGCGUCCAAAGACAACCUGGUUGAACGAGCUCGACAGCACUUGUCCAAAGCCUUUGCGAAGUUUCAACUGCCUGAUGAUGUGCUGGUUUGGGAUGCGAUUCCGCUCACAAGCACUGGAAAGAUCGACAAGAAGGUCAUUCGUGCCCGUCUCGAGGAGCAGAAGUACAUCGUCCCAACAGCACAGCUUUCGAAGUUGUGA
Messenger RNA from Symbiodinium sp. CCMP2456, 1674 nucleotides. The record is from the annotation of a GenBank genome assembly. NCBI's taxonomy places the organism in Eukaryota, Dinophyceae, Suessiales, Symbiodiniaceae.